Messenger RNA from Paraphaeosphaeria sporulosa, 1059 nucleotides. RefSeq lists its product as uncharacterized. The transcript is spliced from 6 exons. The coding region runs from base 1 to 1059 and encodes 352 amino acids. NCBI's taxonomy places the organism in Eukaryota, Fungi, Ascomycota, Dothideomycetes, Pleosporales, Didymosphaeriaceae. The record is from RefSeq and is a predicted model, not a curated record.
AUGUUGUGGCGCGUGUUCCUUUGUGUGGGUGUGGGAGGUGUGUACGCGCAGUUCAGCCAGGGACUGAAUCAUUUGAGGUUUGGCUGCUCGCAGCUUACAAUUGAGCGACUUGAUCCGCUAGUGAAUCCGGGGAUGAUUGGGACGCCACACACGCACCAGAUCAUCGGUGGGAAUGCUUUCAACGCCACGAUCGCGAGCACGGAUGUGAGUAGCCUUGCGACGUGCACGACGUGUGGGCCUGCGGAUGAUAGGAGCAACUACUGGACCGCGAACGUGUACUUCAAAGCCCGAAACGGCACUUUCAAGCGCGUCCCCCAAAUCCCAAACCGCUUCCUCUUCAACGACAAGUUCACCACACAAACAGACGGCGGCGUCACAGUGUACUAUAUCGCGCCCAAGAAGAAUGUCGUCACCGCCUUCAAGCCCGGCUUCCGCAUGCUCGUAGGUGACCCCAUGCGCCGCACCAAAAAGUACAAGAUGCAGUCCUGCUUCCGUUGCUACUCGGGCCCUAACUUCGGCGGCGACAACGCCGCGCCGUGCUCGGAUGCGAAGCUCGACUUCGAGGGGUUCCCACCGCAGCCGUGCCCCGGUGGGAUUCGCUCGAAUAUUUUGUAUCCGACGUGCUGGAAUGGGAAGGACUUGGAUAGCCCAAAUCAUCAAGAUCACGUGGCAUACCCGACGAAGGGGCCAGCAAACUUCUUGUCGACGGGAGACUGCCCGGCGAGUCAUCCGAUCAAGAUUCCGCAGCUUAUGCUGGAGAUUGUUUGGGAUACGACGGCUUUCAAUAACAAGGCUGACUGGCCGGCGGAUGGGUCGCAGCCUUUCUAUCUCUCCACCGGUGACAACACUGGGUAUGGCCAGCACGGCGACUACGUCUUCGGCUGGAAGGGAGACGCGCUCCAGCGGGCUAUGGAUGAUAAUGGAUGCUUCAGCGCGACAUGUGGGAAGCAGGUCAGUCAAGACAUCUCGGUGGCGAAGCAGUGCAAGAUUCCCAAGACUGUGAAGGAGGACGUCGAUGGUUGGCUGACCCAGUUACCUGGGAACCCCAUGAUGAACUGA